Messenger RNA from Fusarium odoratissimum NRRL 54006, 321 nucleotides. RefSeq lists its product as uncharacterized. Lineage: Eukaryota; Fungi; Ascomycota; Sordariomycetes; Hypocreales; Nectriaceae. Bases 1 to 321 code for a protein of 106 amino acids. The record is from RefSeq and is a predicted model, not a curated record. The transcript has 4 exons.
AUGGCCUCACUUGAGGUACCGCUACCGGCAGGUCUCGGAAAAACCGAAGCCUUCGGUUGGACUGCGACAGCCAACAUUGAUUUUGUCGCAUUGGGCUUCACUGUGACGGAAUCCUACAAUAUCGGGUCUUCGUAUACUUGCAAUGGCGGCCCAAAUGACACAGUCUGCGUCUGGUACAAGGUUGCGAACACUGCAUAUGUUGGUCGAGUUCCGGAUGUCUUUCUUCCCAUGAAUGACUGUGACAAGCACAGCAAGCAAGUUCUCAUAGCCGCCCCAAACCUAGACAAUGAUGGUGGUGGAAUGCAAGGCUAUGAACAUUGA